Molecule: messenger RNA, 3423 nt
Organism: Miniopterus natalensis
Lineage: Eukaryota; Metazoa; Chordata; Mammalia; Chiroptera; Miniopteridae
Source: RefSeq, a predicted model, not a curated record
AUGGAGAAAAUUAGACAAGAAGAUAGGGAAUUUCAAGUUAAGGAAAAUCGAAGACACCAGAAAGAACUAGCCAAGAUAUUUUUUGCAGGCGCCAGGGAGGGACCAGAAAAGGGCCGACGGGACUCAGAGCCCCUCCCUGAGUCCUGGGUAACCUUGGAGGUGGAGGGGAAACCAGUUGGCUUCCUAGUAGAUACUGGGGCACAAUACUCUGUAAUCAACAAGGACGCCGGGAAAAAGUCCAGCAAAACCAGCAUUGUUCAGGGGGCCCCUGGGUCCAAAUCCUACCCUUGGACCACCCAAAAAACAGUCAAUUUAGGAAGGCAGCAAGUAAAGCGCUCUUUCUUAGUUAUCCCUGAGUGUCCAGCCCCGUUAAUGGGCUGGGACCUGUUAACCAAAGUACGUGCCAGAAUCUACUUCGAGGAGACAGGUGUACAUAUCACGGAUGGAGAAGGGCAGCCUAUCCAGGUAUUAACCAUGUCCCUCCAAGAUGAGUAUAGGCUGUACCAACCGUCUCCCGGCCCCAAACUAACUCUUGAUAUGGCGGCCUGGCUUAAGGAAUUCCCCAACAUGUGGGCAGAAACAGCUGGAACAGGAUAUGCCGCCCACCAAGCCCCUAUUAUAAUAGACUUACAGCCAACUGGAAAGCCAGUAAGAGUACACCAGUACCCGAUGCUGUUAGAGGCCAGGAAAGGAAUUGGCCCUCAUAUCAAGUGCCUCUUACAACAAGGGAUAUUAACUCCGUGUCAAUCCCCGUGGAAUACCCCACUGUUGCCUGUCAAGAAACCAGGGGGCAAGGACUAUAGACCAGUACAGGACUUAAGGGAGGUAAACAAACAGGUGGUGGAUAUUCAUCCAACGGUACCCAACCCGUAUACAUUAUUAAGCAGUUUACCUCCCAGCCACAUAUGGUAUACCACCCUAGACCUGAAAGAUGCAUUCUUCAGCCUGCCAUUAGCACCUCAGAGCCAGGAGAUCUUCACUUUUGAAUGGUAUAAUGAGGAGAAGGGAGGCGUUGGGCAGCUAACUUGGACCAGACUGCCCCAAGGUUUCAAGAACUCACCCACUCUCUUUAAUGAAGCCUUACAGGAAGAUUUGAGGGGAUUUCAGGCACAAUGUCCUGCGCUAACUCUCUUACAAUAUGUAGAUGACCUUCUCAUUGCUGCCAGGACCAGGCAGGAGUGCCUGGCAGGGACUCGAGGUCUACUAAGAACACUAGGAGACCUAGGAUACCUGGCUAGUGCUAGGAAGGCCCAGAUCUGCCAAGAGGAGGUAACCUACCUAGGUUACAAGUUAAAACAAGGCAGUCGGUGGCUUACCCAAACAAUGAAGGACACUGUACUUCGAAUCCCGGAACCUAAGUCACCUAGAGAAGUAAGAGAAUUCCUUGGCUCUGUAGGGUACUGCAGGCUAUGGAUACCAGGCUUCGCCGAAAAGGCUAAGCCCUUGUAUGCAGCCACAAAAGAGGGAAAAGAGUGGGAAUGGACAAAAGAAAUGAAAGAGGCCUUUGAAGGCUUACGAAGGGCCCUACUGGAAGCCCCAGCCUUAACGCUACCUGAUCCGACCAAGCCUUUCCAGCUAUUUGUAGAUGAAAGAAAGGGGGUAGCUAAAGGGGUAUUGCUCCAGAUUCUGGGACCCUGGUGAAAGCCAGUUGCUUACUUAUCAAAGAAAUUGGACCCUGUGGCAGCAGGAUGGCCUCCAUGCUUACGUAUCAUAGCUGCCACGGUGACACUAGUACAUGACGCUGACAAAUUAACCUUCGGACAGCAACUAGCAAUCACCACCCCCCAUGCAAUUGAGGGAAUAUUAAGGCAACCCCUCGGUAAGUGGCUAUCCAACACCCGACUGACUCACUACCAAGGCCUCCUAUUAGAUGCGCCCCAGGUCACGUUUGAGGCCCUGGCUACCCUGAACCCCGCUACCCUACUCCCUGUACCUGACCUAGAAGCCCCGCUACACGACAACUCAGAAAUCCUAGCUGAGGUGACGGCGGUUCGAAGAGACUUAAGGGGCCGGCCGUUAAACAAUUCUGACUUGACUUGGUGUACAGACAGGAGCAGCUAUGUAGAGCAAGGGGAGCAAUACGCAGGAGCUGCAGUGGUAGAUCAGAAAGGGAAAAUAGUCUGGGCCCAGGCACUACCGAGAGGCACAUCGGCCCAGGGAGCAGAACUGAUAGCCCUUGCCGAAGUCCACGAGCGGGCAAAGGGACGGAGACUCACUGUUUACACAGACAGCCGAUACGCCUUUGGAACUGUACAUCUCCAUGGGGCAAUCUAUCGGGAGCGAGGUUUCCUCACUGCUGAAGGAAAAGAGAUUAAAAACAAGGAGGACAUUUUACGGCUACUAUCGGCAGUACAGAAACUGAAAGCCAUUGCCAUCGUACAUGUCCCCGGCCAUCAGAAGGGAGGAGCUCCGGAGGCAGCAGGAAACCGGGUGGCCGAUGCUGCAGCGCACGAGGCAGCGAAAAGCGGUACAACUUCCAUUCUGUGUGCCGAGGCUGGGUCGGAACUCUGGUAUCGAGACCCUGAAGGGAAACUGCUGCUGCCAGAGGACCUAGGAAAACAUCUAAUCCUACAUUUGCACCACACUACACAUCUAGGAGAAAAGAAAAUGGGCUACCUCUUAGAGACCGCCAAGCUCCGGUUUCACCAUCAAAGAAGGACUCUCAGAGAAACAAUCGACCAGUGUCGUGCCUGCCAGGUCAUGAAGUCUAGAAAAGUAACCCAUCAACAUUCAGGUAGGAGGGAGAGAGGGCGGAAGCUGGGAGUAAGCUGGGAGAUAGACUUUACAGAGGUAAGGCCAGGAAGGAACAGAUAUAAAUAUCUACUAGUACUAGUUGACACCUUUUCUGGGUGGGCUGAGGCAUUCCCCGUAGUAGCAAAGAAAAUUUUAGAAGAUAUCGUCCCACGAUAAGGGGUGCCUGAGAAAAUAGGUUCAGACAACGGCCCUGCUUUUGUCAGCAAAAUCAUACAGGGUCUGUCCUGGACCUUGGGGACUGAUUGGAAACUACAUUGUGAAUAUAAUCCCCAAAGUUCUGGGCAAGUAGAAAGGAUGAAUAGAUCAAUCAAGGAGACUUUAUCUAAAUUGGCAAUAGAAACUGGCAGGGACUGGGUCACACUCCUACCUUAUGCCCUGUUGGGGGUUAGAAAUACCCCAUAUGUACUUAACCUCACACCAUUUGAAAUCCUUUAUGGUAGCCCCCCCCCAGUGGGUUCGGAACAAACUUCCGACCCAAAACAAGGGAUUGAGCCCGGAGACUGGGUAUGGGUGCAGAGACUUCAGACAAAAACUCUAGAACCUUGCUGGAAAGGGCCUUAUGUUGUGCUUUUUGUGACCCCUACUGCCCUCAAGGUUGAGGGUAUAGGUUCCUGGAUUCACCACUCCCACGUCAGGAAGGCCAGCGCCCAGGAACAGGAGGAUGCCUGA